Neomonachus schauinslandi (Hawaiian monk seal) is the source of this 513-nucleotide messenger RNA. It is a transcript of the gene RPL37A, whose product is annotated as ribosomal protein L37a. The coding region runs from base 62 to 340 and encodes 92 amino acids. The record is from RefSeq and is a predicted model, not a curated record. Gene Ontology annotation, cellular component: ribosome. Lineage: Eukaryota; Metazoa; Chordata; Mammalia; Carnivora; Phocidae. The transcript is spliced from 4 exons. Gene Ontology annotation, molecular function: structural constituent of ribosome. Gene Ontology annotation, biological process: translation.
UAAAACUGCGCUUGCGCACUGAGUCUCUUCCUUUCUGGGCUUAGACCUAGUUUGCGGCGAAAUGGCUAAACGCACCAAGAAGGUCGGGAUCGUGGGUAAAUACGGGACCCGUUAUGGUGCCUCCCUCAGGAAAAUGGUGAAGAAGAUUGAAAUAAGCCAGCACGCCAAGUACACUUGCUCCUUCUGUGGCAAAACAAAGAUGAAAAGACGAGCUGUGGGGAUCUGGCAUUGUGGCUCCUGCAUGAAAACCGUCGCUGGUGGCGCCUGGACCUACAACACCACUUCUGCUGUCACAGUAAAGUCUGCCAUCAGAAGACUGAAGGAGUUGAAAGACCAGUAGAAGCUUCACCAUUUGAAACAUUGCUAGCCUAUAAUAAAUGGGUUAAUUUAUGUAACAAAAGUACUUUGGCUUGUUGUUAAAUUUAUUAAUUAGAUCUUUCAAUUUGUGUUGCAUUAGUUUUGCUUUCUCAAAGGCUUUGGAAAUUAAAAAUCCUUCUAAUUUUUAUUGGAAAA